GGCAGUUUGAAUGAGAAGCGUAUCUGUACAAAUCCCUUUUCAUCCUCUCUUUUAACGUCACAUUGCAGCGCACAAAGAGACCCGGGCUUCAUCCAGAUUUGACCGAACCGGUUAAAACUACCUAAAGUAGAAAAUGUACGCCUGUGCAAAGUUCGUCUCCACGCCGGCUCUGGUCCGUGCUGGUUCCCGGGCUCUUUACAGACCCCUGUCUGCCUCUGUGCUGUCCAGGCCCGAGAUCAAAACAGAGAGCAGUGUUGCUGUGAUGCCACAGAGCCCUCUCACCCAAGUCACACUGAGGGGCUUCCAGACCAGCGCUAUCAGCAGGGACAUUGACACCGCUGCCAAGUUUAUUGGAGCUGGAGCUGCUACAGUCGGAGUAGCUGGAUCUGGAGCUGGAAUUGGGACAGUGUUUGGCAGUCUCAUCAUCGGCUAUGCUAGGAACCCAUCUCUGAAGCAGCAGCUGUUUUCAUAUGCCAUCCUGGGAUUUGCCCUGUCUGAAGCCAUGGGACUGUUCUGUUUGAUGGUUGCUUUCCUUAUCCUGUUUGCUAUGUAAAACUCUGCUGUCAUACAACACUUUCAUUACAGAUGUGACUACAUAUUUUAUUGUGGCUACCAAAAUUGUUCCGUGUUGGUGUCAUGGAAAUGUACAUUUUCAAGUCUUUCGGACACUGUCGAAAUAAGAAAAACAUGUAUUGUACAAAUGUAAGAAAUUACGUGAUUAAAAUACAUGUAUUUGACUAUUUAACAAUGGCAGUAACUUUUAUGUCUGGAAUAUCAUGCUAACACAACAGAAAGUCAGCAGUCAGCUUUCAUGAAUGUCUUCUUUUCUGUGAAGCAGCUGCUUAGACUUGCCAUGAAUCAGCCUUGUUUUCUCAGAACAUCACUUGCAAGCUUCUAGGGGUCCACCUUAAUGGAUUUUUGGUUCAGCUGCACUUAAACAGGACUGUAAUUAGGCAGCAAGUGAGUGCUUGCAUUUGUAAAUGACAUUUAAUAAAUCUAGAUGAUUUAAUUGAGCUACAUAAUGGAUUUUUACUUUUUUGAGUGUCAUGAAAAGUCCCUGCUGGGUUGUUUCAUAUACUGAUCGUUUGUAGUCAUUGGACCUUUCUGUAAUGCAUGCUGCUUGGAUUGGACUGAAAGCU
This is a messenger RNA of Chelmon rostratus (copperband butterflyfish), 1139 nucleotides long. RefSeq names its product ATP synthase membrane subunit c locus 3a (gene atp5mc3a). Gene Ontology annotation, biological process: proton transmembrane transport; proton motive force-driven ATP synthesis. Lineage: Eukaryota; Metazoa; Chordata; Actinopteri; Chaetodontiformes; Chaetodontidae. The record is from RefSeq and is a predicted model, not a curated record. The coding region runs from base 134 to 553 and encodes 139 amino acids. Gene Ontology annotation, molecular function: proton transmembrane transporter activity. The transcript has 5 exons.